UUGGGCAAACGCCAUGAAUAGCUACCCAAUCGGAGAGCCACAAUAAGGUCAUAUGGCCGAUAGACGUCCCACUUGGCAUUCUGUUUAGUUUCAUAGUAGGCCUAACUGUCCUAGCGUCGCAGAAAGGAGUUGACCAGGACAGGCAGAAGUGGUAGUCUGGGAUUACCAAUUUGUAUAUUUUUCUAUUCCAUUUUUGCCCGUUACAAUCUGUGGAGAUGUUUAACAGUCUUCUAAGGGAAUUCGAGGAGGAUUCAUUCUUUGCUGAUCCCUUCCAGGCACACAAUGAGCGCGUGCGACAGAUGAUGCGCAGCUUCUCCGACCCGUUCGGCCACGGCCUGAUGCCCAGCCUGACGGACGGGAGGAGCCGCGUCCCCACGCAGACGCAGCCGCAGCCCAACGGAGCUCUGCAGGAGAACCAGAACCCCAGGGGCAGGAGCAACUCGCUGGUCCCCUUCGGCUUCGGGGAUCACAUGGGUAUGGAUCUGAGGAACCCCUUCAGUAUGAUGGACAACAUGAUGAUGGGCAUGCGAGGGCGGAUGGACGAUAUGCACAGGAACUUUGAGAACCUGUCGACAGACUCCAACACCCACUCGUUCAGCUCCUCCUCCAUCUCCACCUACUCCAAAGUGGGCAACGAGCCGCCCAAGGUGUUCCAGGCCCACAGCCAGACACGACGAGCGCCUGGAGGGGUCAGUGAGACGCGGCGCAGCCUGAAGGACUCGGACAGCGGCGUGGAGAAGAUGUCCAUCGGCCACCACAUCCAGGACCGCGGCCACGUCAUCGAGAAGAAACGCAACCACAAGACCGGCGAGCGAGAGUUCAACCAGGACUUCCAGAACAUGGACGAGUCUGAGGCGGAGGAGUUUGACGAGGAGUGGCAGAAGGAGGUGUCGAAGUUCGAGCCCGUGGCGCCCCUGGCCAGAAUCGAGGCGUCCAAACCCAGAGCCCGCACCGUUCACCGAGCUGCCAUCGCCGCCCCCGACAACGCCAGGUUAAGCCCCAAAGUGGAGGGGAAGAAGACCCACAUCCACGAGAUCAAAGUGCAGCGGCCUGGUGUGCAGGAGCCCUGAGCGCCAAUAAAACACUUGUGUGAUCGGUAGCAGCAAUCCUCUGGUGCUUCUGUGUCUCGUGUGCCUGACUCCCCCCAAAGCCCUCUCCUCUGGCGUCCACACACUUACACACGUCACACACACACACACACACACACACACACACACACACACACACACACACACACACACACAUGCACACGUCACACAUAAACACAUAUGCAGACUCACUCACACACAUGCAAACACACACACACACACACACACACACACACACACACACACACACACACACACACGUGGUUAUUGUGCUGCCAGCCAAUCUGUGGCCUGUGUGUAGAUGCUCUACUUACUCUCUUAAUCUCCACUCCAAGACUUUUAAUUUGACGAUUGAAGAUCCAUUUUUCCGUUGAUUCUCCAUUUUAACAACACAAAGAAGUGACCCAAAUCAGUCUGACUGGACCUCUGAGAGUUUCCAUUUGUAUUUGUGUGCACAAUGUAGCUCUAAUAGCGAAGUGAAAAACCACUGUAGGCGAACUACCAGCAAAGAAAUCUCACUUUGUUGAUCCGAGACCAUAUUCGUCCAGUCGAGCGCACACUUUUGUGAUUUUUACACAACUGGAUUGGAGCAUUGUAUUUUUUAUUAAAAGAAAAAAGGAAGAUGCUUAUUUAUAUACGUUGUUGUUUGUUCAAAGAUGCACUUAGAAAAGAUUAUUAUUCUGAAUGUAAGUACAGUUUAUGAUUGUGAAGAGUCUGUUCUGCGGAGUGUGAUUCUUGCUGUAAUGUUUAUAAGAAAAUGUCCCUCGGAAAUACCCUUUUUAUAUUAUAAUAAUGUCAGUGUUGCUCAUUUCCAUCUGGUUAUGUGAUGGCUGCAGUCAUUUAUGUUGAUGGCUAGCUAUGAUAUUUUAGAUUUGAUUGCUAUGAUAUUUUAUUUUCAUGGCUAUCUAUAUUUUAUGUUGAUGGCUAGCUAUGAUAUUUAAUGUUGAUGGCUAUGAUAUUUAAUGUUGAUGGCUAGCUAUGACAUUUUAUGUUGAUGGCUAGCUAUGAUAUUUCAUGUUGAUGGCUAGCUGUGAUAUUUUAUGUGGAUGGCUAGCUAUGAUAUUUAAUGUUAAUGGCUAUGGCAUUUUAUGUUGCUGUACUGUAUGUAUGCGAGUUAAAGCGAGUACCCUCAUAGUUGCUGCCGCUGGUGCAGACCUGCCCCAAACUGGUGCGGAUCCGUGCCGGUUCGGUGCGAUGCCGGGGCCAGAUCUGGGCCAUAGUCAGCUGCUCUCUGGAUGCAGGUUCUCUGUGGGGGUCGUCAGCUAUGGUCCUGAUGUACCCA
Sardina pilchardus (European sardine) is the source of this 2370-nucleotide messenger RNA. RefSeq names its product myeloid leukemia factor 1 (gene mlf1). The record is from RefSeq and is a predicted model, not a curated record. NCBI's taxonomy places the organism in Eukaryota, Metazoa, Chordata, Actinopteri, Clupeiformes, Clupeidae. Bases 216 to 1070 code for a protein of 284 amino acids. Gene Ontology annotation, biological process: regulation of DNA-templated transcription. The transcript has 8 exons. Gene Ontology annotation, cellular component: nucleus; cytoplasm.